This is a messenger RNA of Dendrobium catenatum, 781 nucleotides long. Its product is annotated as CST complex subunit TEN1. NCBI's taxonomy places the organism in Eukaryota, Viridiplantae, Streptophyta, Magnoliopsida, Asparagales, Orchidaceae. The transcript has 4 exons. Gene Ontology annotation, molecular function: telomeric repeat DNA binding; single-stranded DNA binding; telomerase inhibitor activity. Gene Ontology annotation, biological process: negative regulation of telomere maintenance via telomerase. Bases 252 to 629 code for a protein of 125 amino acids. The record is from RefSeq and is a predicted model, not a curated record. Gene Ontology annotation, cellular component: CST complex.
UUAAUCUAAUCCCGCUUUAGUCCAGCAGACCUAAGCGUCGGCGACGGCAACGAGGUCCUCCAGGAAACGAACGGCAGCGGCGCUUAUCCUUCAGUUUCCGAGGCGAACAGCGUCGUCUUUCUCUAGCAGGCGGCAUAACAGCCAGCAGUAGAACCACCCGGCGAACAACUACUUCCCUUCGGCUUUACGCUAUCUAGUUCUUCACGCCAAGAGCAUUCCAAGAUUUUUGUUCAUAAAUAUCUUGCUGUCAAAUGGCAUCCUCUAUUAUAAAACCUGGUUUGCUGGUUGCUUUACAGGAGCUACAGCCUUCUUCUCCGUUCUUUAAGGAAGGGCAAUCUAUUCGAGUUACUGGAAAGUUACAGUCUUACAGCGUUGAAAGUGCCAUUGCAAUUAUAGUAGACGGUGGCGCUACACUUCUUAUUGACACCCAGCAUUUAAGAGACAUCAACUUCCGCAUCAAUUCCAUCUAUCAAUUCAUUGGCGAGCUCCUGAUUCCACAUGAUGGCCAAGUGGUACUGAAGGCACGCAUAGGAAGGAAUGUGGAUGGCAUUGAUCUCAACCUCUACCACCAAUCCAUCCGGCUUCGACGUAAAUUCGAAGCCGACAUUGUGAGAUCGAAAACAACCUAAUCAAUUUUUCUGUAGUCUUGAUCUUUUGAAACCUCUUAAAGGUUAGACUUUUCAAAUACUUGAACAAAAGAGAAGUUUCAGAGCAAGCAAUGCCAUUUCUUGAGCUUUCUCCUUUGCCUUUCUGUUAAGUGUAAAAUAAAUGCAGUAGAUUA